CCAAGGUAUAUAGCUCGUUAGUCCGAAAAAUUGAAUAAAGUAAAUUUUCUUCUUUGGGGAAUGUUUCACUGACUUCGACCGUAUAUCCAAACAGUGCUAAUCGCGUGCUAACAUGUCCGUGCACGUGUUCAGCAACAACGUGAAGGUUCUCAGGAAUCGGAGUUUGUCAUUGGCUGUCUGUUCGUCUUCACACUAUAGCACUGAAUCUUCUGAACCUCAAGUCAUUAAGAAUCCGUCGUUGUCGCAAUUGAAAAGGGGUACCGGAGGUCGGUCGAGUUUCAAUGGGGUGGUGGCUACCGUUUUUGGAGCAACCGGACUUUUGGGCGGUAAUCUCAUCAACAAAUUGGGCAAGAUUGGGACACAGUUGAUUAUUCCAUACCGAGGAGAUGCCUACUUCAUAAGGGAUUUGAAACUAGCUGGUGAUCUGGGUCAAGUUUUAUUUCAACCAUAUCACUUGCAAGAUGAAGAGUCUAUCAGGAAAGCAGUAAAAUACUCGAAUGUUGUCAUUAAUUUAGUGGGACGUGAUUGGGAAACAAAAAAUUUCAAAUUCAAUGAUGUCCAUGUCGAAGGAGCUAAACGUAUUGCACGCAUAAGUCGUGAGAUGGGUGUUAAACGAUUGAUUCAUGUAUCUGCACUUAAUGUUGAUCCAUUGCCACCUCCUAUCUAUCUGAAAAAAGGAUCAGGAUUUUUGUCAUCUAAAAAAGUUGGAGAACAGCUAGUUCGCGAUGAGUUUCCUGAUGCUACUAUUUUUCGUCCAUCGGACAUUUAUGGUCAAGGGGACAGAUUUUUAUUGAUGUACAGUCAUGCAUGGCGUCGUAGUCAUCAGCAAAUUGUUUUAUGGCAGAAAGGAGAACAAACAGUUAAACAACCUGUYGCAGUUUCUGAUGUGGCAUACGGCAUUGUGAAUGCUAUGCUUGAUCAUACAACAGCAGGAAAAAUUUAUCAAGCUGURGGGCCAACUCCUUAUAUGUUAUCCGAUUUGAUCGAUUGGAUUUUUGCAGUUUUGCGCCGUAAUAGACAAUUUAACUUUGAUUAUAAACGCACUGGUAUUCUGGAAAAUCCUCAAUAUCUAUUAAAAAUGUGGUUAACAGACAAACUUUGUCCUAGCUGGCCUCCAGGCUAUGUUACUUCUGAGCGUUUUGAAAGAGAGUUUGUAAGCGAUAUACUUGAUGAAAGGCUUCCAACAUUAGAAGAUCUAGGUGUAAAACUAACCAAAACAGAAGAACAUAUACCUUAUGAGCUUAGAUUUUUGAGAGCUUUCCAGUCUUAYAUAGACACGAUUGGUGAAUUUGAAAAUCCUGCUCCUCCGCCAGCUUACAUAGCACCACCAAAGCGUAAUUUUACAUAAAUCGUCAAAAUUAGAAACCAUCUGAAGAACGCGUCUGUCGCAGUGGACUUAGUCGGCUGUGCCACCAAUCAGAGUCUAAAAAAAGAAAAAGAAAUACAUAAAUAAACAAAUAAAUAAACA
Molecule: messenger RNA, 1468 nt
Organism: Diuraphis noxia (Russian wheat aphid)
Lineage: Eukaryota; Metazoa; Arthropoda; Insecta; Hemiptera; Aphididae
Gene: ND-39
Product: NADH:ubiquinone oxidoreductase subunit 39
Cellular component (GO): mitochondrion
Molecular function (GO): protein-containing complex binding
Source: RefSeq, a predicted model, not a curated record